AUGGCACCAGGAUCCAAUGUCACCACCGGAAGAGCGUUGGGGUCAGAAAUUGUAUUCCGCGAAACAAGGCUUCCAUGUCUUCAUCAGAUGGAUCUAUAUGUGGUUAAGAAAUCUAGCAUGAUGCAAGCAAAAUCAGUUUCCUCCGCCCGAACCGCGGGGAAAGCAAUUUUCCUUUAA
Glarea lozoyensis ATCC 20868 is the source of this 177-nucleotide messenger RNA. RefSeq lists its product as uncharacterized. The coding region runs from base 1 to 177 and encodes 58 amino acids. The record is from RefSeq and is a predicted model, not a curated record. The transcript is spliced from 3 exons. Lineage: Eukaryota; Fungi; Ascomycota; Leotiomycetes; Helotiales; Helotiaceae.